AUAAUUAAAAAAAAUAAAAAUAUUCCAUAAUCACUGCUAAUCACUCCUCUUUAGCAACGUUUAAAAGGCCCUCUCUAGGUUGAAAGACACUACUCUAAUGUAACAAAUCCACUUAAUAAAAGAUUUAUAAAAAUAAAAUAAAGUUAAUUACGACGAUUUCGUGAUACGAUUUUGUAUGCAACGUAGCUAUUAUAAGCAAAGCAAUUUUAUUAAUUAUAAAAUAAAAUAAUUUCCGAGAUAAUAAAACUCUCGCUAUUAAUCAUGUUUUUUCUUCGAUGAAUGCAUUUAUUUAUUAUAAAUCGACUUAUUAAUUACCUCACUAACAUUGUUCCCAUAUACUAAUAUAAUAGUUUCUACGACGAGAUCAGUAGCAACUCCCGCAUCGGUGUGAAUUUCACAGAGUGAAGUUAAGAAUAUUGGAUACUUUACAGUUAUAAUAUACGCGUUCAGAAUAAUUAUAACGAAGCUGUCGGUCGUCCCAAUACUGCUCAGUGCUCGUGUUUGCAUGCGUACACUCUACUCAUACAAUCCUGGUUAAUUGCAUCUGAGGAAACAAAUUGUUCGCACACGACAUUAUUUUUAGUAAGGGGUAGUGGAUCGUCCCGUCGUCCAAGCAACGAGCCGCCACUGUGUAUGACAAAAUCUAGAAGCACUGCUUUUGUACACGCAUGAAUUGCACCAAUUGAAAUGAAGGCAAUCAAUAUUUUUCUAUUGAAAUUGGCGAUUCUUUUGACACUGAAAAUUUGUAAUUGCGAGGAGGUGUAUGAUUUCUCAUAUCACCCAGAACCUAAAUCUAUCUACGAGUUUUCAGUUAAAGAUGACCAAGGAAAUAAUGUGUCAUUAUCAAAAUACAGAGGUUACGUGUUAGUGUUAUCGGAUGUAGCGAUCAGACCCCCAGUCGAAUUCAUAUAUAUAAAACAGUUAAAUAUUCUACAGGAAAAGUAUUACGAUGAAGGAUUAAGAGUUCUUUGUUUCCCAACUGAUCAGUUAUACGCUGUGGUACCUCCCUAUCCUGUUAAUGCAACAGAAUUUCGAAAUAAGUAUCAUCUAAAAUUCGAAAUUUUCGGAAGUUUAAACAUCAAUAAUGGUCUAAGACACAGUGCUCAUCCCUUAUGGCUCUGGCUUCAGAGAUCACAAGAAGGAUUUUUAAUUAAUGCUAUUAAAUACAAUUAUACCAAAUUUGUAAUUGACAGAUACGGGCUGCCCACUGACAGAUUCUCUAUUUUUGCCUCUCUACAGGAUAUGGAAAACGCUGUGUUAAGACAUUUAAGGGAUUAAAACGUAUGCGUAUAAAAAUUAUUUACCAAUGCCUGUUUUUAUUCUUUUAUAUAAUUAUAUAGGUAAUCAAAACAGUAAAUCGUAUUGACAACACAACUGAAGUGCAAAACUAA
Sipha flava (yellow sugarcane aphid) is the source of this 1391-nucleotide messenger RNA. RefSeq names its product probable glutathione peroxidase 2. The transcript has 8 exons. The record is from RefSeq and is a predicted model, not a curated record. Gene Ontology annotation, molecular function: glutathione peroxidase activity. The coding region runs from base 688 to 1278 and encodes 196 amino acids. Gene Ontology annotation, biological process: response to oxidative stress. Lineage: Eukaryota; Metazoa; Arthropoda; Insecta; Hemiptera; Aphididae.